Messenger RNA from Hypoxylon trugodes, 1078 nucleotides. RefSeq lists its product as uncharacterized. The coding region runs from base 1 to 816 and encodes 271 amino acids. Lineage: Eukaryota; Fungi; Ascomycota; Sordariomycetes; Xylariales; Hypoxylaceae. The transcript has a single exon. The record is from RefSeq and is a predicted model, not a curated record.
AUGUCCUCAUUGAUCCAUAGGUCGUUGGAAUAUCAAUCGUCCUAUACUGGAGUUGGUAUAAGCCAUAGUGCGAGGCUCAUACUGAGUUCCACAGACGAAGAUGAUCCAAACAUAAACAUGUUCUUCGAGCACCAAUCCAGCUCACAAGGGUACGUUAGUGGGCUCUCUCUCAUGGUGUAUUUUCUAAAGGAGAUUCACAGAAAACUACUGCUUCCUAUCCAUGCGAGGUACAAAAGUCUAGACCAUGGUAACUUCCAUCUAUUAGCUCUCAGCCCCAACCACAAACCCAACGAGAUCGUCCAGUCAACUAUCGUAAAUACCUGCAGUCCCUGUAGUUAUGGAGACACGAACUUGAUUGAAACCGGAUUACAGUGUGGCCAUUUGCUUUCAAGUUCGUUAAUGGCUUCCAUUGAUGUGCCUCGGCGCCCGCUAGGCUAUAUCAAUAUUGAACAUAACCGAAUGCUCGUCUUUUAUACGGGCUUAGAAGAACUCGAAUACGACUUCGCUGCCCUAAAACAACAAGAGAUCAUGCCUUUUGUUGAAGCCUUGAAGUUACCCAUUCAAAAUGAGAUUUCGAUUCAAGAUUGUAUCAAGCUAGGGAUUAUUUUGGUGAAAUCUAUGUUGAAAUACAACUCAACGCCAUGGUGGCCACAGGACUGGACACUCGAACAAGUUUUUAUAUUUCGUGGGGAGGAAUUCGAUUUAAGCUCUACCCUGGAUACGAUACAUCUCUUUACAGAACUCAGAGCGAUCCGCGUCACUGAAGAAGGCGGCAAACCGUUCCUCACAAACCCAGGAGACGGUACAAAUUUCUGAAACAGGAAUAUGACGAUGCUAUGCGCACAUACGGCAUAAGAAACCCGGUGCUCUGGGGUUUAGGGGUGGCCUUGCUACAAAUUGGAGAAUGGAAUGCUGACGCAUUUGGACACGACCCGAACAAAGUGCGCGGGAAAGCAGAGAUAUUUACCGGGUUUGGUGAGCGGUACAGGAAGGCGAUCAUAAAACUUAUCUGUUGCGACUUCGGGUUGGGCGAAGCGAAACUUUCUAAUGUACAACUUCAGGCCCUUAUCUUUGAUUC